This is a messenger RNA of Lytechinus pictus (painted urchin), 3652 nucleotides long. RefSeq names its product probable E3 ubiquitin-protein ligase HERC4. Gene Ontology annotation, molecular function: ubiquitin protein ligase activity. Bases 33 to 1340 code for a protein of 435 amino acids. The transcript is spliced from 9 exons. Lineage: Eukaryota; Metazoa; Echinodermata; Echinoidea; Temnopleuroida; Toxopneustidae. Gene Ontology annotation, biological process: protein polyubiquitination. The record is from RefSeq and is a predicted model, not a curated record.
AUCACAACCAUGGUGAAAUCCUACCCUAUUACAUGUUCUACAUACCUGAUAUCAGCAAAUACAUUGAUGUACAAGAACACUUCUUACUCUUUCUACAGAAGACAGUCGGAUCAGGUAACGUCCAUCCAUUCACGUUCUGUGACUACCCUUUUAUAUUUGAUACCAACACCAAGACACAGCUUCUUCAUAUAGAUGCUCUACUACAAAUGAAGUUUGCGAUUGAAGACGUCCAAAGAAGAAACCUUCAGAGCAUGUUGGGCACCCAGAUAGAUCCAGUCAACCCUUGCUUGGUCAUCUGUAUUCACAGAAAGAACAUUGUCCCUUCAACAAUCAAUCAGAUCAGUAAAUAUCACACAGCAGACUUCAAGAAACCUCUCAAGGUUGGGUUUGUAGGAGAGGAUGCGGUGGAUGCUGGCGGGGUGAGAAAGGAAUUCUUUAUGCUUAUAAUGAGAGAGAUCCUAGACCCUAAGUAUGGAAUGUUUAGAUUCUAUGAAGAUUCAAGGAAGAUCUGGUUCAACAGCAAAUCAUUUGAGGAUCCGAUCAUGUUCCGGUUGGUUGGCUUGGUAUGUGGUCUAGCUAUCUACAAUCAUAUUAUCAUAUCACUACCAUUCCCACUGGCUUUAUACAAGAAACUACUAGGAAGGAAAACCACAUUAGAAGACCUUAGUAAGUUAGAACCCCAAGUAGCUCAUCACCUUCAGGCGCUCCUAGACUACGAGGAUGAGGAAAGCUUCAAGGAUUCUUUUCCUCUCGUAUUCCAGAUUGAUGAGGAUAACUUUGGACAUAUCCAGACGACGGACCUCAUCCCAAACGGUGGAGAUACUGAAGUCACUGUCAACAAUAGGCAAGAUUACAUAGAUGCAUAUGUGGACUACGUCUUGAACAAGUCUGUUGAACCUCAGUUCUCUGCAUUCAGUGAGGGUUUCCUGGAGGUGUGUGGCGGCCAUGUUCUUAAUCUAUUCCAUCCUCAAGAGCUCAUGGCUAUGGUGAUUGGAGAUGAGAAUUAUGAUUGGGAUGAACUAGAGAAGAGUGUGGAAUAUAAGGGGCAAUACUACAAACAUCAUCCUACGGUGAAGCUAUUCUGGCAGGUAUUCAGGGAGCUCUCGGUAGAUGCAAAGAAGAAAUUCUUAGUCUUCCUCACGGGUAACGACCACAUUCCCAUUCAAGGCUGGUCAAGCCUUCAGGUCAUCAUCCAGCCUGUCAAGGGUGGCAAUGACUUCUUUCCUGUGGCUCAUACCUGCUUCAAUCUCCUGGACCUACCUAUGUACACCAACAAAGACAUUCUCAAAGACAAGCUACUGACAGCGAUAGAGCAUACAGAAGGCUUCACGUUAGCAUGAACAUUAUCCUCUAGCCCUAUAUGUUGUAUGUAUUCAAUGUGUGGUCACUUCGCCCUGUGAGAUGGGUUCUUCGUCUUUCCUGUAGUUCAUGCACAUCUGCUUCAAUCGCUCAGGUAUACCUUUGUACGACAAAGACGGCAAUCAACAGCAAUAGAGCAUACAGAAGGCUUCAUGGUAGCAUGAACAUUGGAACUCUUCUAUUCCUAUUUGUGGUGUGUCUGAUCUCCGAGAUCGUCUUUCCUGUAGCACAUACAUGUACCUGCUUCAUUCUCCUAGAUCUACAUAUGUACACAGAUAAGGACAUUCUCAAAGACAAGCUACUGACUGCAAUAGGGCAUACAGAGAGCUUUGUGUUAGCAAGAACAUGGGAAAUCCACUAGCCAUAUAUUAUGUGAUAUGGGUGAUUACCAAGUCUGUUUUUCCUGUAGCUCAUACCUGCUUCAAUAUCCUAGAUCCUAUCUAUAUACACAGACAGAGACAUUCUCAAAGACAAGCUACCGACAGCGAUAGAGCAUACGGAAGGCUUCAUGUUAGAAUGAACAUUAGAAGUCCUCUAGUCCUAUAUGUUGUAGGUGUUAAAUGUGGUCACUUUGCCCUGUGAGAUGGGUUCUUUGUCUUUCCUGUAGUUCAUGCACAUCUGCUUCAUUCGCUCAGGUCUACCUUUGUACAACAGGGAACAGGCCAUUGACAGCAGUAUAACAUACAGAAGGCUUCACGUUAGCAUGAACAUUGGAACUCCACUAGCCCUAAAUGUGAUCACCUAGACCAUCUUUCUUGUAGCGUACACCACCUCCAAUAUCCUAGACCUACCUAUGUAUUCUUAAAGACAAGCUUUUGACAGGAAGGAAUCUUGUUUGCAUGAAUUUGUAGUUUCCACUAGCGCUAUAUGUGUUAGAAAGAGAUCUCCAUCUUUCCUGUAGCAAACACCGUUAUCAAUACUUUCCAGGUACAUGCACACUUGCCUAAGGCAGCAAAGAAUUUGGAUGAUCUCAAAGAAUAAGUGACAUAUUUUAUAUGUAGUCAAGAAUCGUUGAAUAUUGGAAGCAGUUGAGCCCUCUGGCAGGUGCUUUGGAGAAUUCAAUAGUCAGUGGGCUGUUUAUAUACAUGUACCAAACCCCACCCGUGUUAUUUGGUGUAGUCAUACAGCCUUUGAAGUGUAGGUGCACCAGUUGUCAUCCAUCAUUUGUCCAAUCUCUUGAAUCUAACGAUUUAUGACAGACACUAUCAAAGAAAAGCUUUAACUUCACUAAAAAGGCAAAACUUAUUGCAUUACUGACAUUGUCAUUGCUAUCCCGAGUCCCAUAUGUUAUAUACUUUGUGUACUCCUGCUUCUUCAAGAAUAGGAACAAGGCCUUUGUUUUGUCACUGGUUCUUGCUUGCGUGGGGGGGGGGGGCACUCUGGAAUCCUACACCAGUGCAGUCCCAUGGUCUAACAGGGAGAAGUCUUUUUCUGAGACUGGUCAAACUUACUUGGAUAUACUUGUACAUGUAUGUAAAAGCUUUGACGCAAGUAGAAAUACAUGCGUGAUGAUCAAGAAUGGGGUCCAUAAUUUGAUGUUUGACAUUAUGACCUAUCCAGUGUUAACUCCUGUGAGGUUAUUUCAAAGGCCAUGUCAACUUCAAAUUCUUCUUCAGGUAUGAUGUCAACAAAUUUAAAUCAUGUUUGCCAUAGAUAUUGUCUGACAGAUUCUUCACUUAUGUUAAUAGAUAUGUGUAAUCGAUAAAUGUCUGACAAAAAGUUACCCAGGGGGCAGUUUCAUAAAGCUGUCCGUAUUAAGUUGAGAGUGACAUUAAGAACGACUGGCGAUCCUUUAUUAAACACCCCCAGGUCAUGUUGACAAUUUUAGGACUUCAUGAUAAUUACAUUGUUAAGUUUGGGGUCAAAUUGAAUGAUCACUUCCUUUAAAUUAUUUUGAUUUUGAUGAUAUGCAGUUUUUUUUCACUUUGCAAAAGACUCUUGCCUCUAAUAUUUUUAUACCUGUUUUACCAUUUAAAUUCACCCACAAAAUUGUUGCCGAGUGUUGUUUAAGUUUGUCGUGACAGGUUUGAACGAACCUUGAAUUUAGGUGAGCGAAAUCAUACUGAAUUCAGUGUAGACUCAAUAUUAAUGAAAGGUUUGUCAGCUGCUGAUACCAGGUUAAUGAGUCUUACUGAAUAUGUGAUUUGAGGCAUGGCUUCAAUGAAAGAAAUAUUUACCUUUAGAAAAAUCAAUCUUAUGUUAUAUCAAUGGGUCAAACAUGCUUUAGUCAAAAACUUUUCAGUGUUUCUUCAAUGAUAAAAUAAACUUGGUCAGCUAUUGGACUUAAAAUUGA